Molecule: messenger RNA, 3672 nt
Organism: Peromyscus eremicus (cactus mouse)
Lineage: Eukaryota; Metazoa; Chordata; Mammalia; Rodentia; Cricetidae
Gene: Piwil2
Product: piwi like RNA-mediated gene silencing 2
Exons: 23
Coding region: 226-3138 (970 amino acids)
Biological process (GO): regulatory ncRNA-mediated gene silencing
Cellular component (GO): P granule
Molecular function (GO): piRNA binding; protein binding
Source: RefSeq, a predicted model, not a curated record
GGGCAGGGCGGGCUAGAAUUCGUUAUUCCAGGCCGAGUGUGUGGGAGGAACGCAGUGCCUGGAAUCGGAGGGAAGAAAGGCGCCUCGAGGAGGAAGGGCACCCGCUCGGGGUUCAGUGGCACAAGACCUACAAAGAAGUCUAGGCAAGGCGCGGCUGGCCACAGUCCAGCUGGUCGAAAGGUAAUUAAUCAGAAGAGAAUCAACAAUCAUUUCUACAGUCUCUUGAUGGAUCCUGUCCGGCCAUUGUUCAGGGGGCCCACCCCUGUCCAUCCAUCUCAGUGUGUUCGGAUGCCAGGCUGUUGGCCACAAGCUCCUAGACCUUUGGACUCAGGCUGGGGUAGGGCAGGACCUACAGGCAGAGGCCUUGUCUUUAGAAAGCCAGAGGAAUCCAGCCCACAGCUCCAGCCUGUACAAAAGGAGUCUGUGGGUUUGGUGUCCAUGUUCCGUGGCAUGGGCCUUGAUACGGCCCUCCGGACCCCUUCAAAACGAGAAGCGCCUUCUUUAGGCAGAGGCGUUUUAGGUCGAGGCUUGUCUGCUAACAUGGCCUGCAAAGACAGAGAAGAACCCCGUUCCUCUUUGCCUGAUCCUUCGGUACUGGCAGCUGGGGACAGCAAGCUGGCAGAGGCUUCAGUUGGUUGGAGUAGAAUGCUGGGAAGAGGCAGUUCUGAUGUCUUGUUACCGCUGGGAAGAGCAGCCAGUAGUAUAGGCCGAGGAGUGGAUAAGUCUCCCAGCGCCUUUGGCCUGACCGCUCGGGAUCCCCCACGGCUGCCACAGCCUCCAGCUCUGUCUCCGACCUCACUGCACUCUGCAGAUCCCCCUCCAGUCCUGACUAUGGAGCGAAAGGAAAAAGAGCUUUUGGUCAAGCAAGGAUCAAAAGGAACCCCUCAGUCUUUAGGACUGAACCUCAUCAAAAUCCAGUGUCAUAAUGAAGCAGUGUAUCAGUAUCACGUGACUUUCAGCCCCAAUGUGGAGUGCAAAAGCAUGAGGUUUGGCAUGUUGAAGGACCAUCAAGCUGUCACAGGAAACGUCACUGCUUUUGAUGGGUCUAUUCUCUAUCUUCCUGUUAAGCUUCAACAAGUUGUUGAGUUAAAAAGCCAGAGAAAAACUGAUGACGCCGAGAUCAACAUCAAGAUCGAGCUGACGAAGAUUCUUGAGCCCUGCUCUGACUUGUGCAUCCCCUUCUACAACGUGGUUUUCCGACGGGUAAUGAAACUUCUGGAUAUGAAGCUAGUGGGGAGAAACUUCUACGACCCUACAAGUGCCAUGGUACUACAGCAACACAGGUUGCAGAUAUGGCCUGGCUAUGCAGCUAGCAUCCGGAGGACAGAUGGAGGUCUCUUCCUGCUCGCUGAUGUCUCUCAUAAAGUCAUUCGGAAUGACUCUGUGCUGGAUGUCAUGCACGCUAUCUACCAGCAGAACAAGGAGCACUUCCAGGACGAGUGUAGCAAGCUUCUGGUCGGCAGCAUUGUCAUCACACGCUACAACAACCGCACCUACCGCAUCGACGACGUGGACUGGAACAAGACCCCCAAAGACAGCUUUGUGAUGUCAGAUGGGAAGGAGAUCACGUUCCUGGAGUACUACAGCAAAAACUACGGGAUCACAGUUAAAGAAGAUGACCAGCCGCUGCUCAUCCACAGGCCCAGUGAGAGACAGAAUAACCACGGCACACUGCUGAAGGGUGAGAUCCUGCUGUUGCCUGAGCUCUCCUUCAUGACGGGGAUCCCUGAGAAGAUGAAGAAGGACUUCAGGGCCAUGAAGGACUUGACUCAGCAGAUUAACCUGAGCCCUAAACAGCACCACACUGCUUUGGAAUGCCUGCUGCAGAGAAUUUCACAAAAUGAUACAGCCAACAAUGAGCUGACCCGCUGGGGGCUCAGUCUGCAAAAAGAUGUCCACAAGAUUGAAGGGCGUCUUCUGCCAAUGGAGAGGAUUAACUUAAGGAAUACUUCAUUUGUCACGUCUGAGGACCUGAACUGGGUUAAAGAAGUGACCAGAGAUGCUUCCAUCCUGACUAUUCCCAUCCAUUUCUGGGCACUUUUUUACCCAAAGAGAGCAAUGGACCAGGCCAGAGAACUGGUUAACAUGUUGGAGAAGAUAGCUGGCCCCAUUGGCAUCCGCAUAAGCCCCCCAGCCUGGGUUGAACUGAAGGAUGACCGAAUAGAGACCUACGUCAGGACCAUUCAGUCCCUCCUGGGAGUUGAGGGGAAGAUACAAAUGGUCGUUUGCAUCAUCAUGGGCACACGUGAUGAUCUCUAUGGGGCCAUCAAGAAGCUGUGCUGUGUGCAGUCCCCAGUGCCCUCCCAGGUCAUCAAUGUCCGAACCAUCGGUCAACCCACCAGGCUUCGGAGUGUGGCUCAGAAAAUUCUAUUGCAGAUGAACUGUAAACUGGGUGGUGAGCUCUGGGGAGUGGAUAUUCCACUGAAACAGUUAAUGGUGAUCGGGAUGGAUGUAUACCAUGACCCCAGCAGAGGCAUGCGCUCUGUGGUUGGCUUUGUUGCCAGCAUAAAUCUCACACUCACCAAAUGGUAUUCGAGGGUGGUGUUCCAGAUGCCACAUCAGGAAAUUGUGGACAGCCUGAAGCUCUGCCUGGUGGGCUCCUUGAAAAAGUAUUAUGAGGUGAACCACUGUCUCCCAGAGAAGAUCGUGGUCUACCGAGAUGGAGUGUCUGAUGGCCAGCUAAAGACAGUUGCCAACUAUGAGAUCCCUCAGCUGCAGAAGUGCUUUGAAGCUUUUGAGAACUACCACCCCAAGAUGGUGGUGUUUGUGGUUCAGAAGAAAAUCAGCACCAAUCUGUACCUUGCCGCUCCCGAUCACUUUGUGACCCCCUCCCCUGGGACUGUGGUUGAUCAUACCAUAACCAGCUGUGAGUGGGUGGAUUUCUACCUUCUUGCCCAUCAUGUGCGGCAGGGCUGUGGCAUACCUACACACUACAUCUGUGUCCUGAACACUGCAAAUCUGAGCCCUGAUCACAUGCAGAGGUUGACUUUCAAACUGUGCCACAUGUACUGGAAUUGGCCUGGUACUAUCCGAGUUCCAGCUCCUUGCAAGUAUGCCCACAAGCUAGCCUUCCUGUCUGGACAGAUUCUGCAUCAUGAACCAGCCAUCCAGCUGUGUGAGAACUUGUUCUUCCUGUAACUGGCAGCGUGGACACUGGCUACAAGGGGCAACUGGACUCCAGCUCUGCUCAUUCUCACAGAAUCAACAGAAACGGGAGUGGGGUUUUAUGUUGGCAUUUUCUCUUUCUCCAUCCUUGUAGAAUUAGAUUUCUCUUCUUUUAACCCUGGUAUUACAGUAGAGUGUGGUGGUGCAUGUCUGUUAUCCCAGCACUUGGGAAACUGAAGCAGAAGGAUCUUUAGUUCAAGGCCAGCUAGGGCUACAUGGUGAGUUGCAGGCUAGCCAAGGUUACAGAGUGAGACCCUGUCUCAAAAAACAAAACCCCCAUCCCCCCAAAGCCCACAACAAAACCAAACCUUGCUCUCGGUCAAGGAAGCAAGUUUCUAGGUACCAGCUACAAGCUGCAUUGCUGCUCUUGUAGAGCAGAGUGGUGUCAGCAGUGCUGCCCCUGUGCGAAGCGCAGCAUCAAGAACGCAGCACUAGGGGGCCAGGUCAGUGAUAAAGCAUGCACUUAGCAUGUAAAAUCCCUGAGUCCAGUCCUCAGCAAUCCUCCUA